This is a messenger RNA of Linepithema humile (Argentine ant), 1529 nucleotides long. Its product is annotated as thyrotropin-releasing hormone receptor-like. Gene Ontology annotation, cellular component: membrane. The record is from RefSeq and is a predicted model, not a curated record. Lineage: Eukaryota; Metazoa; Arthropoda; Insecta; Hymenoptera; Formicidae. Gene Ontology annotation, molecular function: G protein-coupled receptor activity. Gene Ontology annotation, biological process: G protein-coupled receptor signaling pathway.
CGCAUCGAGAUCCAGACUCUGAUUAUAACUUCAAUAGAAUGAUUCUUAUUACAAAGCUAUUAAUAUCUUAACAUCUCGCUUUUGUUUAUUCAAAGUAAAAACACAGUGAAACGUGUUGUUCUACAUGCCAUAUUGCUCGAGUGAAGUGCUUUGCUUUUUGCUUCUUUUUCUACUGAGAACGAUUACAAGUGACUCAAAAUUGAUACACGAAAAUGAACGUCGAGAAUAGAACUGCUACAGCUACAUGGUAUUGCAUACAGGAGACUAUUCUAGAGAUCGAGCAGUAUUACAUACCGGUUUUCAUGUGCUUGAGUCUGCUGGGAAAUUCUCUGUCCGUAUACGUAAUUUUCCGCUCGAAGCUACGUUAUUUUUCGUCCAGCAUCUAUCUGAGUGCGUUAGCAAUAAGCGACACCGGGGUCCUAGUAACAAUUAUUAUCUCCUGGCUAAUAACGCACGUGACGAAACAGGAGAAUUGGGCGACAGUCUUCCGAAUCUGCAUCGAAAACUUUUUUGCCUUUCUAAGUGUAUGGCUUGUGGUGACUUUUACUGUUGAGCGAUAUGUGGCGAUCAAGUGGCCGCUCCUUCAUCGAUCUUUCUGCACGAUUGCCCGAGCAAAAAUUGUGGUGAUUGUGUUGACGGGAAUAGCGGCUCUUUUUACGAUCCCGUGGUUUGAGUUCUUCUUUUCUAUUGAUAUUCAUACGCUCUACAAAGAUGAUACAAAGAUGACAUACAAAGAUGAUAAUACGACAAGCGACUCCUAUUCUGAAGAUAAAAAUAACAUGAGAAGUGAUUCGAUGUUAAGAAUUAUGGAUAUGAGUAUCAUGUUUGCUCUGCCCUUAAUCAUGAUAGUAAUAUUUAACACACUGAUAGUGUGCAACAUCUACAAACAAAAUCAUGUCCAAAAGGAUUUGUCUAUAGCAUCCGUUACUUCCAGUGAACAAAUUCAAAUUGCUAGCAAUGAAACGCAAAUUAGAAUUACAAAAAUGCUCAUUCUCAUCUCGAGUACGUUCAUAUGCUUAAACACACCUGUGUAUAUCUGCUGGUUUAUUACCGAUUAUCACAUUACGAAUAGACCAAUAUGGCUCGACGUAGCGUGGAAUCUGAGCGAUUUGUUAUGGAUGACGAAUUAUGGAAUAAACUUCGUUUUUUAUUACCUAAGCGGACAUAAUUUUCGUAAAGCGUUAAUUCGCUUAUUUACGAAAUGUUAAGAUAUUGAAAGAAAUCAAAAUCUGAUUUAAAUAGAGAAUUAUGAAUGACAAAUAGAGAAUUACGAGUAAAUGACUCAAUUAUAUUCAAUAAUAAUAACACAUAACGCAUUAUAUGUAUAACACAUCGAUAACACAUGUAUAACAUAUCGGAGUUUGCAUCACGUAUUUUUAUAAGUCUGUUUUAUAAAAAAACAAAAAUAUAUUCCACAUUUUAUAUUUAUUGAAUUGGAGCUAAUAAUUUGCUAUUUUAAAUGGCUGUAAUGUAGCUUGUAACAAAUAGCAAACGUUUUUAUUUUAAUAAAGUUAAUACUGAUACAUGUA